AUGAACGAACUGGAAACAAAAUUAACACUGUGGGCGAUAGUUUCCAUCAUACUAUUCGAAGUUUUGAUUAUCAUCUGUCUAUGUCGAUGGUAUGUUACUCGUGCUAGACCAAAGAAGUUCUAUGUUAAAAGAGAAGAAUAUGAAUAUAUACCAGAUAUUAAUAGUAAUUCACAGGCAAAAUUUCAAUCAACGAUUCUUCGUCCACCACACGCUGAUGAGUUAGCACUUGUUGGUACUAUUCGUGCGCCAUAUCCUAUCGUAACAUAUAAUAGGGGUAUUCAAAAUCACGCUUUUUAUUCUAAUGAUGAAGAUAAAAGAAUGCCACCAGUAUUAUCCUCAUCGCUUUCGUCCUCGUCGUCCUCAGCAUCAUCUCAACAUUGGCUUGAUUUGCAAUCACCAAUAAUAAAAACAGCACAAUUGCCCCCUGCUGAUUAUGAAAUUCAUUCCUAUCCGACUGAUAAUUAUGCUUAUAGACACUCUGUCUUUCCUCGCCCAGCGUUAAUCGAUUUUCGUCAAUAUCGUGAAGAUUAUGACGACGACGAUGAUGAUGAUGAUGAUGAGAAUGAUCAAUUAGAAAAUUAUCGAUUUCAAUCAUUUCGUCGUCCUCAAGUGAUUGUUCCACAAGUCCAACGAAUAGAUACAUCAACUGAAUUUUAUGGAAUGAACUAUAAAAAUGUGGUUCCAAAAUCUAUUCUUAAAAGUAGUACAAGUGUAACACCGCCGAUUGAUUUUCUUUCAACUCCAUAUUUACAAACAAAACCUACUCGAACAUUAUCAAAUCAUGAACAAUCUCCGGAAGUUUCAAUUAAAUUUACUACACAUCGAUCUAUACCUAUUACUUAUUCAGCAAGUAUAACUGAGAAAAGACCUCCCAUAGAACCCAAUCUACCGUUAGCAUCAAACAUUCAAAUGAAGUUUGCAAAUGUUAAUGAAUUAAAUGAUAUUAAAUGGGAAGUUCCAAGAGAAUUUCAAACAGUUCUUCAAGAUACUGAAACAUUUGAUUCCACUAGCAAACGAAUUGUAACUGCCACUAGUGAUUCUCGAAGGUUUAUUACACAAAAAAAUGAGAUGAAUCUUUUUCGUGCUCAUUACUUAUCGAAAGGUGAUAUCACACAGCAAAAAGCAUUGGAAUAUUAA
Molecule: messenger RNA, 1137 nt
Organism: Rotaria socialis
Lineage: Eukaryota; Metazoa; Rotifera; Eurotatoria; Philodinida; Philodinidae
Source: the annotation of a GenBank genome assembly